This is a messenger RNA of Alosa alosa (allis shad), 1921 nucleotides long. It is a transcript of the gene them4, whose product is annotated as thioesterase superfamily member 4. The transcript is spliced from 7 exons. NCBI's taxonomy places the organism in Eukaryota, Metazoa, Chordata, Actinopteri, Clupeiformes, Clupeidae. The coding region runs from base 391 to 1158 and encodes 255 amino acids. The record is from RefSeq and is a predicted model, not a curated record.
AGGGGCGGGACUUCGCCACUCUACCUACCGGAAAUUGUCAGUAAACCAAUUCACUACACCACCAAUCAGAGUAGUGAAUUUAAGCCAUGUGACUGUGUUACGCAUGUUUUUCUGUGGCAACCCGGAAACCUGUCAUCUCCUCAUGUCACUUUACCAUUGAAUGUCAUGUUAUCUUUUUCAAGACACAGGCGUUGAAAACGUGUCAAAAUGUUUGCACGUACUUUUGUUAUAACAGUUUGGAGGAAAAUGUGUUCUUUCUUCUAGCAGAACAACAGAUGUAUGCCAGUCAUCUAGCCAACCUUCACCGGCAAACCAACAUUCAAGAGAAAGAAGCUCUCUUUUUCUAGACCCAGACACCUCGAAGGAUCAAUAGCAAAGGUGCCUGUCGGCAUGAUGAUACGACAAGGUUUUCAAGUGGUACGAGGACUUCAUCGACAUGGAAUGAAAUGGAGUGGACUCGCCGGUCGGCAGCCGAUCAACCGGGUGCCUGUAUCUCAGUCUAUGGGUGUGGGUGUUCGUGUUCUGACGAUGUCGUCAUGGCCUUUCUCGUCGCCUCCACGGGACUACAGCCUGCCCAAUGAUUCCUGGAGUCCAGAGAUGCGAAACUUAUAUGACCACUACAACGCGCUAUGUGAAGUUGAGGAGGAAGGACAGAAGAAGAGGGGACCAUGGAGGAGGCUACCCAGUUACAAUCGCACUCUUAAAUAUGCCACUGGUGGCCAGUGUCUCAGUAAGGUCCUACAGGCCAAAGCCAGGCUCUUCACUCGGAACACUGAAGAACCGGGAGCGAGCUUUGAGUAUGUGGUCUUCCUCAACAAACAAGAGAAGAGCUGUGUGUGCAUCUUCCAAGCUGGACAUCUUUUGGAGGGACCCCCAGGGCAUGUCCAUGGUGGAGCGAUCGCCACCAUCAUAGACUCUGUCACUGGAACAAUCGCAACCUACCUGGCUGGGCCAGUCAUGACGGCUAACCUCAACAUCAAUUACCGCAGCCCCAUCUCUCUGGGCAGUGUAGUGUUGGUGCGCAGUGCGCUGGAGAAGACCGAGGGCCGCAAAACCCUCAUUUCCUGUCAGGUUACCAGCGCAGAUGGAGCCAGGCUGCACACAGAGGCCACAGGGUUAUUUGUGGCAAUCAAUGUGGGCCACCUAUUUGGAACGUGAUGUGCGAACCGAACAACCUGUGCCACAAAAAACGGAAAAAAACUGUGGAAACUCACCUUGCAGCCGAAGCCGGAGACGACAUGAGUGGUGGCGUGUUUGUAUGAGAGCAUAGUUAUUAUGUCGCUCUGUGCAAUAGUUAUUAUGUCGCUCUGUGCAAUAGUUAUUAUGUCGCUCUGUGCAGUGUCUGCCAGUAUGUGAAUUUCAUUUCAUUUAAUUUGUUACGAGGAAGGGAAGGAUUGACCAGUCCAACUAACAUUUUACCUCUGAGUUGUUGGAGACAUGCCUGACGUUCACCCCCAAACUGUCCAACACAUGUUCUUUUAUGGUAUUGUCAUGCUGCACAGUGUACUGAACUCAGCUUCUCAAGCUCUCAUUUUCUCCACAUGUCCUUGUUUUCCUUCACUGGCAGACACUUCUUUUUUGCAUCUUUCUAAUUUUGCAUUUAAAAAAAAAAAAAAAAAAAAAAAAAAAUCUCCCUCCUCCUUCUCCAUAACCCCUUUGUUUGUUGUUCAUCCUACCUCUGAUGUUACAAGGAACAUAUAAGGCUGUUCUCUAUUUAGUUUUUAUCUGUAAGUCUGGAUAUUUAUGAACAAACUAUUUAUUCUCAAGUAACAGUUAUUAAUACACCAUAGAUUUUAACAUUUAUUUUAUUUUGAAUAUAAUAUUUACGGUGUGGCCUUCUUCUGAUGAUCCAUAACUGACAGUGUUUACAGAUAAUGUUCAAUGCAACAGUGGGGAGUCAAUAAAUAUUUCUGGAAAAUUC